UAUAACCUGUUUACCUUCUGUGAGUACAUACAAAGCAUCUGUCUCUUUCAACAACACAUCGAAUCCGAAAUCAAAUAUUUGACACAUCAGAAAAAUGGCAAUGAGAGGAAGGGGUGGUGGUAGGGGUGGUCCUAAUCCCAACCGUCCACCUCGAGUGAACCGUGUGUACGAACAGUUCAAGCCCAUGUCUGAAUGGAGACAAGAAGAUGGUUAUGACACUCUUCUUGUGUAUCUCCCUGGCUUUCAAAAGGAGUAUAUUAAGGUUGCGACGGAAGAGUUGAACAUUGUUAGAGUUCGUGGAGAGCGUUUGGUAGCGGAAAACAAAUGGAGUCGGUUUCAGGAAGAUUAUCGAGUUCCUGAAAACUGUGAAAUGAGAGGUAUUCGUGCAAAAUUCGAUGGCGGAAUACUAACAAUUACAAUGCCUAGAAAGAUCGUCAAUGCACCACCGCCGCCGCCACCUACUGUCACUACCUCGGCUCGGGUUGCCCCUAAAACAGUAGAACGACCACAAAAGCCUAAAGAAGAACCGACGGAUAAGAAACCAGAUAAACCUCAAACCAGGCGUGUAGAGGACAACACUUUGCCACCACCAACACCAAAGCCCACAUCUUCAUCGGCACCGAUAAUAGAACGACCACAGAAGCCUAACGCAGAACCAAAGGAAACGAAAACCAGUCGUUUAGAGGACCACACUUUGCCACAACCACCAAAGCCCACAUCUUCGUCGGCACCAACCAAACAACCACCAUCAAAACUUGCACCAGAAGCGAAGGAUGCUGUAAGGGACAGAUUUGAACAUGAUGUUAUUGAAAAGCCCGUUGUUAGUGAAAAGACGAAUUUGGCCGAAGGAAAAGAAACUAUGCUCAAAGAGGAAACAAAGAGGGGUAUCGAGGGUACCAAGGGAAAACCGAACAAUUCAGGAGUAGUUAGUGGCGGUUUACAGGGCAUAGUUGCGAGGAGAGGGAUUAAAGAAGAUAGGAAGUUGCUGGUGAAUGUGGGUGUGGGUGUUCUGAUGAUCGUUGCACUUGGAGUUCAUGUGUCCUACACCAUGGGGCUCAUCGGCAAAGGGGAGUAGUUUCAUCAUGUAUUAUGUAUAUAUAACUAUAUAUAUGCUUGUUAUAAUGUUGUGAAUUUGAGGUUACUUUAAAAAGUUUAUCGUACCCUGUAAAUUUAUUAAAGAAACGUUUCUUAUACGUUUAAUCCA
Helianthus annuus (common sunflower) is the source of this 1204-nucleotide messenger RNA. Its product is annotated as inactive protein RESTRICTED TEV MOVEMENT 2. Bases 95 to 1075 code for a protein of 326 amino acids. The record is from RefSeq and is a predicted model, not a curated record. NCBI's taxonomy places the organism in Eukaryota, Viridiplantae, Streptophyta, Magnoliopsida, Asterales, Asteraceae. The transcript has 2 exons.